GUGUAAAAGAUUUUAAAUUAUCAAUAGCGUUGCAGAAGUGGAAUGUAUUGCAUAUUAUAUUAUCAUAGAUAAAGUAACAGAGUUUCAACAAAAAUUAUAUUAACAAUGUUUGGCAAAGGUAACGUUAAACUAUCAAUAAAUUCUAACGCGAAAGAAGUUCUAGAAGCAGAAGUCAUAAAAGCACUGCAAAAGGAAGACUAUACAUUAAAUACAGAGAAUAGCUAUGGGGAGAAUUUAUUGCACAUAAGUGCAGCAAACGGCUGUUUUGACAUUAUAAAAGAAAUUUUACAAAAGGAAAGUGCUAGGAACGUUAUUAAUAGAAAAAAUAAAUUUGGAUGGACACCAUUAAUGCUAGCUGUUCGAAAUAGAGAUGAGAAAACAGUAAAGUUUCUGCUAGAAAGAAAUGCUAAUGUAAAUGAUUCAACUUAUCUUGGUCUGUCAGUUUUUGGUCUAGCAGCUGCAAUAGAUAUAAAUAUGUUCCAAAUAAUACACAAAGCAUGUCCAUCUGCAUUAUUAAAUUGUGCACAUGAUGAUAUUACACCACUUUGUAUAGCCGCUAUGAAAAAUGACAAAAACUUAUUUUUUAAUUUAUUGGAUCUAGGGUUUGAAGUUUCAAACAUUAAUGAAUAUACACAUAUCAUGAUGAAAUUAUCAACAGUGCCUGAAAUUGCAAAUUUGGCAGAAGAUCUUGACAUAGAAAGUUACUGGAAUGAUACCUCAGACAACAUUUCUGUAAAAAGUGAAUCAGACACAGAAGAGGAACUGCAUUCUUUGAAAUUGAAAAAUGAAGUUAUUGAGAAGGAAUGUGACAAAGAAAACACAAGUGACAAUAUAGUAUUAUCUUUGACUCCUUUCAUAAAACCAACUCUUGUAUUGCACUCAUCGGAAACAUGCAAUGAUGAGUGUAACAACAAUGUAAUAGUGAAUUCCAAAAAAUGUUCAAAAACAAAACCUUCUAAAUUGAAUUUAUUGAACAAGCAUUUAGAUCCAAUUCAGCACAGCAUAAUUUCACCAAUACUGACUUGUACUCUUGAUAGAAUGCUACCAACAUCUCCAAACAUAUAUUUUACUCAAAAUAAAUGUGAUAAAUUUGAUGUAAGUAUCACAAACAAUGUGAGGGAAGAACAAUUACUUGUGGAACUAUCUUUGCAGAGAUUACAGUCUAUCCGACCACCAGACUUAAAUAUUCAAAACGAUCAAGAGGAUCUUAAUGUCACUCUUACUUAUACGCCUGAAUUUAGUCCUAUACGUUCACCAUAUGUACCUUCAGACCUAAAUGAUGAAAAUGUAUUUGGAGAAAAUACACCAACUCCACCACAUUGUAAAACACCCCCGAGGGGAAUGAUUUUGAACUCAGAAGAAAAGAAAAUGUGUAUUCUAUUAAAACGUCAUGAAUUGAGUCAACAUAUUCCUAUAUUUCUUGAACAAGAAGUAGAUAGUGAACUGUUUAUGACCCUAACUGAUCAAGACUUAAUUGAAAUUGGUAUAAAGGAGAAAUCGGAGAGAAAAGCUAUAUUGGAUGUUAUAAUUGCCUACAACAAAGUAAUGAUGUAA
Molecule: messenger RNA, 1554 nt
Organism: Dufourea novaeangliae
Lineage: Eukaryota; Metazoa; Arthropoda; Insecta; Hymenoptera; Halictidae
Exons: 6
Coding region: 106-1554 (482 amino acids)
Biological process (GO): protein localization to ciliary inversin compartment
Cellular component (GO): ciliary inversin compartment
Molecular function (GO): protein binding
Source: RefSeq, a predicted model, not a curated record